AUUCCCUUUUUCCUGCUCUCUGCGCAGAAUAAGGAAGGAUGCUUUGGUCUUUUCACAAUUUAAUAAAGCAGGAGACGACAAACUUCUAGGUUAUUUGUGGGCUUUAAUGCAUGUACUUUGUUUUUUGGGCUUUGUUCAUCUCUUCAUUAACGAUUAAUUGAUGGUGGCAACUGGCAACACCAAUUCAAUUCAUGUCGAUAAGGCCCACAAAGCACCAUACAUUAUUAGGAGUGGAUAGUUAAUCUAAUUGUGAAAAUAUAGUUAUAUGGGGCGGACAGGGUACAAAACUCCUACCUGUAAAAUCAUGUACAAUUCUGGCCGUACAAUCGUGUUAUGAUACGGUGAUUCCAAAACUUAUUCUUAGUGCGUUGGAAUGAUGGAGAAGGGAUUUCCUGUUGCCAGAUUGGGGAUUAAUUCAUAGGUUUUGGAAAAAAUUUAGGAAUAAUGGGUAGUUAUGCGAUAAUUAUAAACUUAUGUUUUGAAUACAACAACAAAUGACUUGUAGUCUAAUUGAUAAUAUGUUUAUUAAUAACAACAAUGUCACGAAUUCAAAUCAUUUAAACUGUCUCUAUUUUUUUUUCCUAUACUCAAACUACUACCGGAAGAUCGAUAAUUGCCUUCCCAAAUUUUAAGGGUGUCCUAAAGCACCCACAAACAUGUCUGGCUCGCCCCUGCCACAGGUACCAGUGCAGGGUCAACCGUGACGGCUUCUCGUUCUAUAGCGACACCGCCGGCAAAUCCAGGAGGCUGAACGAGAUGUUCCCUUGGUACAAGUAUGGAGUGACGCCGCGGUUCGGCACGGUGUGGAACAGGCUGGAGCUGUCCAACGACAAGAAGGUGAUUGUGGACCUAGAGCAGGCGGCGGCGGCAAGCAAGGCGGAGGUGGAGGCCGUGAAGAAGAGAGAGGCAGAGCUGAGGAGAGAGAUUCAGAAGAAAGUGGAGGAGUUGAGUCGAGAGGUUCAGGAUAAAGACAAGGCUUUGAAGGGAAAGGAGGCUGAGUUGAGCAAGAAAGACAAGACGAUUCAAGCCCUCAAGAAUGCGCUGGCUGCAUUGAGUACUGAUUAGCUAUUGUUGUCUUGUCUACAUUUUUCUCGCUCCGAUGCGUGAGUGUUUAUGUCGUUGGUUUGUUGCGCGCUCGCAAGUGUGGGAUUGUGUCGUGCGUGUUUAUGUCGUUGGAUUGUUGGGUUUGCUUGUUUUUAUUUUUAUUAUGAAUGUGUGUUGCUGCAUGCACGCCUCCUGGCUAGCUCUUCCUUGUGUAUCCUUAGUGUGAUAUGUUAGGAAAUUCUAUUUUUUAUAUUGAUAUGGGCUACAUAUUUUAUAAUUAUAUGAGCUAUUUGGUUAUGUGAGCUAAUUGAAAGUGAUCCGAAUCAGGAGCCCAAAGAUGUCUUGCAUUGAUAUGGGCCUAAAUGGGUGGAAACCCAAUACUUGUUCACCUUGGGUUUGAUGGGAGCCCAUGUGAAACUUGUAUAUAAAGGUGCAAGAGGUUGUGGUCCCCAACACACCAAGACCAACAUACACACAUUCUCCCCAUCAAGAAUACGGGAGGGUUCCCGUUAGUGGACUAAGGAGGCUUGGUUGAGGAAGGUCACAAAACCUCCUGGAUCGUGCUCUAGGAGUAUCGUCCAGUUCAAUAUCGUCGCUCAUAUUCCGCAUCAAGUCUCUGACGAUCAACCGACAUGAUUCCAGGUAUUUCUACAAACCUUUGAUAAUCCGACGAGAUGAAUUCCGGAGAAUUACAUCUGUUAAAAGUAAUUCUAUUAAGUGGUAUCAGAGCCUUUCAUCUCUGUUAGAUUGUUGGGGUAUUUGGAUGCAUAUUUGAAGCUCUUUAGUUAUAUGUUUCCUUAUGAUUGAUGUGAAAUGCUAAUGUUCUAUAAAGGAUUGUUUAAGUAUUUGAGAAAUCUCUUAUAGUCCAUCACUGGAUUUGGAAGAAGAAAAAAGGGGGAAAUUUGGUUUCGUUGCCAUUCCUUCCAGAAUUGCAUUUGCAUGCUAUUGUUUCAAAUCAAAAUCCAUGCAAUGUGGCUAGGGCUGGAAGUUUGGUACCGGUAUUUGGGAUAUACCGAAUACUGUACCGAAUUUGUCUAUAUUUGGUACUACCGAAUAUUAUUUUUUGGGAUUGAGAUUGGGAUUGAAUUUCAAUUGUAAUUCGGUAUUAGGGAUUACGGGAUUGAGAUUGGUAUAUACCGAAAUACCGAUCAAUACCGAAAUAUAAGCUAGUGUAUAUUUUAUCCUCUCAACUAGACUCUCUCAUUCACUACUACACGACCCUCAACCACCAAGAGUGUCAUUUAAUUAUACGUAGAUCAUUCCAUCUUUGUUUUACAACUCAGAAGUCCCCAUCCAACUCAAUUAUGGCUUUCCAAUUUAAGUCACUCUCAUCUCUCACCUAAUCACUUAUUAUUUUCAUAACACCAAAAAGCAAACACUAGUAUUAGUCGUCUCUCAGUCUCCAAUUCGUCAAAUUAAAGAUUACCAAUGACA
This is a messenger RNA of Linum trigynum, 2478 nucleotides long. Lineage: Eukaryota; Viridiplantae; Streptophyta; Magnoliopsida; Malpighiales; Linaceae. The record is from the annotation of a GenBank genome assembly.